AGUGGUCGGCACUCCGCGUCGGGGCGGGCGCCAUGAAGCUCAACGUGGACGGGCUGCUGGUCUACUUCCCGUAUGACUACAUCUACCCGGAGCAGUUCUCGUACAUGCUGGAGCUCAAGCGCACGCUGGACGCCAAGGGUCAUGGGGUCCUGGAGAUGCCCUCAGGCACUGGGAAGACUGUGUCACUACUGGCCUUGAUCAUGGCAUACCAGCGGGCGUAUCCGCUGGAGGUGACCAAGCUCAUCUACUGCUCCCGGACGGUGCCUGAGAUUGAAAAGGUGAUCGAGGAACUGCGCAAGCUGCUCACCUUCUACGAGAAGCAGGAGGGCGAGAAGCUGCCGUUCCUGGGCCUGGCCCUGAGCUCCCGCAAGAACCUGUGCAUCCAUCCCGAGGUGACACCCCUGCGCUUCGGGAAGGACGUGGAUGGGAAGUGCCACAGUCUUACGGCCUCCUACGUGCGGGCACAGUACCAGCAGGACACCAGCCUGCCCCACUGCCGCUUCUAUGAGCUUGCUGCGCAACAGCCACUGUUGGAGGAUCGUGGCUGCGCCGGUACCCUGGACCGCUGCCAAGCCAACCUGGAGACCCUGCAGAAGACUGUGCUCAGGAUCAAGCAGACGGAUGAGCAGCGCCUGCGGGACGAGUACCGGCGCCUAGUGGAGGGGCUGCGGGAGGCCAGCAUAGCCCGCGAGACGGACGCCCACCUGGCCAACCCCGUGUUGCCUGACGAGGUGCUACAGGAGGCGGUGCCCGGCUCCAUCCGCACAGCCGAGCACUUCCUGGGCUUCCUGAGGAGGCUGCUAGAGUUCGUCAAGUGGCGCCUGCGCGUGCAGCACGUGGUGCAGGAGAGCCCGCCCGCCUUCCUGAGCAGCCUGGCACAGCGCGUGUGCAUCCAGCGCAAGCCGCUCAGGUUUUGCGCCGAGCGCCUGCGUUCCCUGCUGCAUACCCUGGAGAUCGCCGACCUGGCAGACUUCUCCCCCCUCACCCUCCUCGCCAACUUCGCCACCCUUGUCAGCACCUACGCCAAGGGCUUCACCAUCAUCAUCGAGCCCUUUGACGACAGGACCCCGACCAUCGCCAACCCCGUCCUGCACUUCAGCUGCAUGGACGCCUCACUGGCCAUCAAGCCCGUGUUUGAGCGCUUCCAGUCGGUUAUCAUCACCUCUGGGACCCUGUCCCCGUUAGACAUCUACCCCAAGAUCCUGGACUUCCACCCCGUCACCAUGGCAACCUUCACCAUGACACUGGCCCGGGUCUGCCUGUGCCCCAUGAUCAUCGGCCGUGGCAAUGACCAGGUGGCUAUCAGCUCCAAGUUCGAGACCCGGGAAGACAUCGCCGUGAUCCGGAACUACGGGAACCUGCUGCUGGAGAUGUCGGCCGUGGUGCCCGACGGCAUCGUGGCCUUCUUCACCAGCUACCAGUACAUGGAGAGCACCGUGGCCUCCUGGUACGAGCAGGGAAUCCUGGAAAACAUUCAGCGGAACAAGCUGCUCUUCAUCGAGACGCAGGACAGCGCCGAGACCAGCGUGGCCCUGGAAAAGUACCAGGAGGCCUGUGAGAACGGCCGUGGUGCCAUCCUGCUGUCCGUGGCCCGGGGCAAGGUGUCUGAGGGAAUCGACUUCGUGCACCACUUCGGCCGGGCCGUCAUCAUGUUCGGCGUCCCCUACGUCUACACGCAGAGCCGCAUACUUAAGGCGCGGCUCGAGUACCUGCGGGACCAGUUCCAGAUCCGGGAGAAUGACUUCCUCACCUUUGACGCCAUGCGCCACGCCGCCCAGUGCGUGGGUCGCGCCAUCAGGGGCAAGACCGACUACGGCCUCAUGGUCUUUGCCGACAAGCGGUUUGCACGUGCCGACAAACGGGGAAAGCUGCCCCGCUGGAUCCAGGAGCACCUGACGGACGCCAACCUCAACCUGACGGUGGACGAGGGCGUCCAGGUGGCCAAGUACUUCCUGCGGCAGAUGGCGCAGCCCUUCCACCGGGAGGAUCAGCUGGGACUGUCCCUGCUCAGCCUGGAGCAGCUGCAGUCGGAGGAGACGCUGCGGCGGAUUGAGCAGAUUGCCCAGCAGCUGUGAGCCCGGGCCAGCCAGCACCCAGCAGGGGGAGCCAGAGGACGCAGUGACGAGCAGGGAAGGAUUUGUGGGGUGCAGGGGUGCGGGGUCUGCCGGAGCCCCCACUCACCCGGCCAUCCCAGCGGCAGGGCCCUCACCGCGGAGCCGGGACACCAGCUUCUCACUGCCCCGCCGGAUGGACUCCCGGAGCUUGGAGAAGGAGCUGCUGCGGCGCAGGGCCUACGGGGGAGGCCGGGGCCGUGGGUCAGCCCCUUGGACGGCCGCCCCCGCUCCCCCCGGCCCGGGAUCCAGACCGAGCUUCCCCCUUACCUGCUGCUCUGCAUCACCAGUCGUGCCUGUGUUGGGGACUCCUGAGGGAUAAAUGGGGACAGUGAGCGGGGAGGGACAGGGGGCCGGGGCUGACAGGGUGGGGUGCACCCGGCGGGCGGGGCUCACCGAGCGGGGCGGGCAGCUGCUCGCGGUUCAGGAUUUCCUUGUAGAGCUCCUCCGCUUGCUCGUACUUGUUCUGCUUCAGGUAGGCCGAGGCCUGCGCGGGGACAGCUGCUCAGGACCCCGUCCCCUCAGCCCCCCUUGCUGCCAGGGGGCCCAGCGCGGGUGACUGUGGGGAGACCCUCCCGUGGCCCCGCCUCCUGGCUCCCCUUCCCCAGCACAAUAAACCUCAAGA
This is a messenger RNA of Ochotona curzoniae (black-lipped pika), 2736 nucleotides long. RefSeq names its product ERCC excision repair 2, TFIIH core complex helicase subunit (gene ERCC2). Gene Ontology annotation, biological process: positive regulation of mitotic recombination; transcription by RNA polymerase II; nucleotide-excision repair. Gene Ontology annotation, cellular component: nucleus. Gene Ontology annotation, molecular function: DNA helicase activity; damaged DNA binding; ATP binding. The record is from RefSeq and is a predicted model, not a curated record. Bases 33 to 2075 code for a protein of 680 amino acids. The transcript is spliced from 22 exons. NCBI's taxonomy places the organism in Eukaryota, Metazoa, Chordata, Mammalia, Lagomorpha, Ochotonidae.